Molecule: messenger RNA, 1158 nt
Organism: Penicillium chermesinum
Lineage: Eukaryota; Fungi; Ascomycota; Eurotiomycetes; Eurotiales; Aspergillaceae
Product: MBL fold metallo-hydrolase
Exons: 2
Coding region: 1-1158 (385 amino acids)
Biological process (GO): glutathione metabolic process; hydrogen sulfide metabolic process
Molecular function (GO): sulfur dioxygenase activity
Source: RefSeq, a predicted model, not a curated record
AUGCUGUCUCUUCGACCUUGCAUCAGCGGCAGCCGGCUACCAGUGGCGACGGGGCCUGUGCUGGUAGCAAUCGAGGCCAUCCCUUGCAUCGUCAGCAGGCGAGCGCAUGGUAAUCUUGCGAGCCAGAGACAACAUAGUUACGCCAGUCGACCAUCGAGUGCGCCUCUGCAAGUCUCACAAUUUCCGUCAUGCUCGAAAAGGCCAAUUGUCAAAUCUCUUGUUCCACCUAGAUGGCCAGGCAGCCGAGCGCUGCAUACGGCAUCGGCCACGCGCGAACCGGUAAUACACCAUGUCUUUGAAGCCAAAACUGGAACAUGGCAGUACAUAGUAGCAGACCCGUCUACACACUCCGCUGUCAUUAUCGAUCCGGUCCUGGAUUAUGACCCGGCCACCCAGGAAAUCACUACGCAGGCAGCAGAUGGUCUCCUUUCACUUAUCAAAGAGAAGGGAUACACGGUCCAGCGUAUACUGGAGACACAUGCUCACGCAGAUCAUUUGACUGCAGCAUCCUAUCUUCAAAAGAAGCUGUCUGAGGCUCAGGGAUUCAAACCACCCAUUGGAAUUGGCAAGCGCAUCGGACAAGUACAGAAUCUGUUCAGCCGCAGGUAUGGCAUCGACAAGCAAGAAUACGACGUCGUGUUCGACAAGCUAUUUGAAGAUGACGAAGAGUUUUCCAUUGGCGAACUCACCGCUAAAGCCAUCCACCUUCCCGGCCACACGCCCGAUCAUCUUGGCUAUCAUAUCGGAAAUAACGUGUUCUGUGGAGAUUCCCUGUUCCAUGCAGACAUCGGCACCGCCCGCUGCGAUUUCCCUGGCGGCAAUGCCAGAGACCUCUUUCGAUCUGGUCAGAAGCUCCUAGCCCUUGACGAGCAAGUGAAGAUCUGGCCGGGCCACGAUUACCCACCUGAACCUCGAGGCUCGCCCGUGCCCUGGAUGACAGUCGGAGAUCAUAAGAAGCAGAACAAGCAUCUCGGUGAGGCUAUUUCUGAGGAAGAGUUUAUUGCGAUGCGUGAAGAGCGUGAUGCGAAGCUAGCUGCGCCGCGAUUGCUUCAUCAGUCGCUGCAGGUUAAUAUACGCGGCGGGCAUCUGCCACAGGCUGGGGAGUCCGGACAUAGGAUGCUUCAUCUUCCUUUGAAGCUGAAUGGGUUGGAGUGGUAA